Molecule: messenger RNA, 1181 nt
Organism: Moneuplotes crassus
Lineage: Eukaryota; Ciliophora; Spirotrichea; Euplotida; Euplotidae
Source: the annotation of a GenBank genome assembly
UAAUUGUAAUUUUUAAUUACAAAUGAAUUCUACAAAUUUAGGUUCGAACGACCAAGAUCAAAGACUUUCAAGAGACGAAGCGGCAUCUGUGAGCAACUCAGCUAACGAUACUGGGAAUAAGUCAAAAAGACGCUCAAAGAAAGAUAAUGAUGGAAGAAACUUUAAAUGAGACAAAUGAGACAAAACCUAUCUUUCUUAUCCAGCCUUGUACACUCACACCAAGUUGAAGCACUCCGAUGGGAAUGAUGGAAAACCUGUACUUCCUGUAUUCAGUGGAAGAGGGAGAGGAAGACCCAGAAAGAAUACUCAGAAAAGAAUUGACCCUACUACAGAGGAAUAUUUCAAGAGUGAUGGCAGAGAUGGAGGUCCAACUAACCCUAUCGAUGGAUUUGAAGAAGUUCUAGCAGAUUUUAAGUACACACAAUACACUACCUUCAAGGAAUUUCCAUUGUAUAAAUAUCUCGAGAAGUUUGCCAAAGAUGCAGAGUUUGUUAAGGAUCUUUCUGAAGGUAUCCACAACAAAAAGAGCUCAGAGGUGGAGAAGAAUGGCUCAUCUAAAAAUGGACAUGCUGAAGGAGCUGAUAAUCCAGAAGAGAUGAAAGGGAGUGAAAAUCUAGAUUCAUUGUUUGUUGAUCCAGAAAAUACUACCUAUUUAUCCAGAGACAUUAGUAAUUUGCCAGAAGAAGAGAGAAGUAAACUCAGCUCUGAUGAAGUAUUCUCUAUCUAUCUGUAUGAAAUUUCAAAGAAGGUUAACUCAGAUUAUUAUAAAACAAUGAUGACGUUCAUCAUUGCUUACAGGGAGUGUCUCAACAAAUACGGCUGGGAGAAGAAAUCAGAGAAUGAUGAAGUGCUCAAUCAAAACGGGGCUAGUGAAGAUAUAGAAAAUACCACAAUGAUAACCCCUGCUUCAGAUAUUAUCUUAGCUAAGGCUAGAGAGCUUCGUGAGAAGGCAAAAGGAAGAGAGUUCUCGGUCAUCAAUAACGCUGAGCACGCUCCAGAGAUUUGAAAUGAAUUUGUUACUGUUUUCCUACAAGAAAGAGGAAAGGAUAUUCAGCUAACAAAGAACGAAACUAUUGAUUUGACCAGAAAUAUAUGCCACUGGCUAUUUACUGAGUGCUAUACCUGCUCAAAGGUAUCAAUGAUCAAGAGCUAAGAUGAAACUUUGUUGAAUAAGUUAUUUC